CAGGUAGCGUCCACACAGCAACCUACCCGCCACAGUGACCCCGACAGGAGAAUCUGUCAGGGACAGAAGCAAGAUGGACGCUCACAAAUCUCGCGAGAAGAGAACUUCGUGCCCUCUCUUUCAACUUCCGGUCUUUUUCCCCCCCUCGCGAUAAGAAGCAGAGCGCCAGUUGCUGGAGGGUGCUGGCGGGAAAGCCGACUGGAGUCUUAGAAUCAGAUCUCGCGAGAUGUAGGGAGGCUGCAGCUUGUCUAGAGGGGCGGAGGCCCAGUGAGGAACCACGUGGGGACUCCUGGAGCUGAAUCUCAGGCGGGCAUCCAAUUUGGGUCUAGAUUGAAGUUGGAACCGUGGAGAUGCGGAAGGAAACACCUACCCCCCUAGUGCCCCCGGCAGCCCGGGAGUGGAACCUUCCCCCUAACGCUCCCGCCUGUAUGGAGCGGCAACUGGAGGCUGCGCGGUACCGGUCUGAUGGGGCGCUCCUGCUUGGGGCUUCUAGCCUGAGUGGCCGCUGCUGGGCUGGCUCUCUCUGGCUUUUCAAGGACCCUUGUGCCGCCCCCAACGAAGGUUUCUGCUCUGCUGGAGUCCAGACGGAAGCUGGAGUGGCUGACCUCACUUGGGUAGGGGACCGAGGUAUCCUAGUGGCUUCUGAUUCAGGUGCUGUUGAAUUGUGGGAGCUGGAUGAGAAUGAGACGCUCAUUGUCAGCAAAUUCUGCAAGUAUGAGCACGACGACAUCGUGUCUACAGUUAGUGUCCUGAGCUCUGGCGCACAUGCUGUCAGUGGUAGCAAAGACUUCUGCAUCAAGGUUUGGGACCUUGCUCAGCAGAUGGUUCUGAAUUCAUACCGAGCUCACUCUGGGCAGGUCACCUGUGUUGCUGCCUCUCCCCACAAGGAUUCUGUGUUUCUUUCAUGCGGUGAGGACAGUAGAAUUUUACUGUGGGAUACCCGCUGUCCAAAGCCAGCAUCACAGAUGGGCUGCGGUGCCUCUGGCUACCUUCCUACCUCCCUGACUUGGCAUCCUCAGCAGAGUGAAGUCUUUGUCUUUGGUGAUGAGAACGGGACUGUCUCGCUUGUGGACACCAAGAGUGCACGCUGUGCCCUCAGCUCCGUCGUGCACUCCCAGUGUGUCACUGGGCUGGCGUUCUCCCCACACAGUGCUCCCUUCCUGGCCUCUGUCGGUGAGGACUGCUCACUUGCUGUGCUGGACUCAGGCCUUUCCGAGGUGUUUAGAAGCCGAGCCCACAGAGACUUUGUGAGAGAUGCUACUUGGUCCCCACUCAAUCACUCCCUUCUUACCACAGUGGGCUGGGACCAUCAGGUCAUCCACCAUAUCCUGCCCACAGAACCUCUCCCAGAGCCUGAACCUAAGAGUGCUGCCGAGUAGAUUGGAUUUCAGACAAGAAGUGAAUCCCCCCCUGAGUAUCCACGCCCUUUGCCCCUGCCCUCUCUCAAUUUCUGAGAGCACACAGGAGCCUUCUGCAGUAUGUUGGUAUACCACAUGUGUGCAGUUAAAAGGCGCUUUGUCUCAGCCUGGGGAGGCUGGAUCCUGGAGUCCUGUAGUCAGGGGAGAAAAACUCCCUUGAACGUGGAUGUGUGUGUGUCUGAGUGUGUGUGUAGAUACGUAGUCUUUGUAAGUGGGGGGAGGGAGAAAAAUAUCCAUCCCGUGUCUUUCCCAGAGCCCAAUCCUCCCCACGCCCUAAAAAUUAGCAAGGGAUUUUUAUGCUUCCCACUGUAGUUGUGCAUUAGGAAUUGGCCAUGUCUGAAUGAGGUAUGGGAUGUGGGCAUUCCUGGAUUCUCGGAAGCUGCUCAUAGAGAUAGGAGCAACUUUUAUUUUUUUAUAGAGCUUAAUUCAACUUUAUCAUGAGCAGUACUUCCAUUUACAUCCAGUCCAGCCCACCCUGAGGAAGAGCCAGGACACUCACCACAGUUUUGUGCAUCUCCUUGUUAUUAUACUGAGCCAGAAGUCCAGUUUCUGGCCGAAUGAGAAGUUUGGCUGGUACCUGUGUAAUGUCCCCUCACUACCGCCACCCCCGUGGAGUUGUGUGGAUGAGGACGGAUGUAUUUCUGUCAUAGAUGCCAUAGAAGAGGUUCAGGAUGGAGAGCUUAAAAGCAUUUCAGUUAAAAACUGACAUAGGCCUACAUAGGAAUGUUUGCCACCUUCCCACCUGAAAACAGCUGGGGGCCUGAUCUUUUUUGCCUCUGGGUCCCUGUCUCUGGACAUAGGAAACCUGAAUACUAUUUUGGGCACUCUGAAGAGUUUAAAUAUAGCAUCAGAGAGAGAAGUACUGGUCAGUGAAAUAAAAUUUGAUUCAUCGUUGGCUUGUCUUUUGAAGCAUGUGUGUUAUGUGCAGUUAGACAUGUCACUUACGUGAGUCAUCAAGGUGUCUAUCUUAGAGCCUGUUACUUUUUUGUGUGCUUCCCCAGCCCCCCAGAGUAGCUAGUUGAAACUUAAGGUAAAUAUUUGUUUACUGUAUUGGUGGCUGCUGCCACUUAGAAGUUAUGGAUCAGUUACUGAUUGUAUUGAAACUAAAUUAAAUCAAUUAUGUACUUUUGUGC
Cervus elaphus (red deer) is the source of this 2551-nucleotide messenger RNA. RefSeq names its product WD repeat domain 77 (gene WDR77). The transcript is spliced from 10 exons. Gene Ontology annotation, cellular component: methylosome. Gene Ontology annotation, biological process: oocyte axis specification. Gene Ontology annotation, molecular function: protein binding. Lineage: Eukaryota; Metazoa; Chordata; Mammalia; Artiodactyla; Cervidae. Bases 351 to 1379 code for a protein of 342 amino acids. The record is from RefSeq and is a predicted model, not a curated record.